This is a messenger RNA of Pollicipes pollicipes, 973 nucleotides long. Its product is annotated as atlastin-3-like. Lineage: Eukaryota; Metazoa; Arthropoda; Thecostraca; Pollicipedomorpha; Pollicipedidae. Bases 26 to 973 code for a protein of 315 amino acids. The record is from RefSeq and is a predicted model, not a curated record. Gene Ontology annotation, molecular function: GTP binding; GTPase activity. The transcript is spliced from 5 exons.
GGUGCUGCAGGAGACAGCGCUACAGAUGUUGCUUUCCGAUGACAUCAGAGACACGGUCGUCAUCCCCGUGUCGGUUACGGGAGCGUUGCGUAAGGGCAAGUCGUCCCUGCUGAACGCGCUGCUGCGCUACCUGCGUGCCGGCGCCGGCGACGGCGCCUGGCUGGACGCCGGUGACGCAUCGCUGCGGGGCUUCCCGUGCGGCGGCGGCCGACACCCGGUGACGCGCGGAGUUGACCUGUGGUCGCGGCCGCUGCCGGUCACACUCGCCUCGGGCCAGCCGGCGGUCCUCCUGCUGCUCGACGCGCAAGGCGCGUUCGGCGCAGCGUCGACACAGCGCGAGAGCGUGAUGGUACGCGCGCUGGUCGGCCUGCUGAGCGCCGUGCAGGUGGUGCACGUGUCGCGCCAGCUGCAGGCGGACGAUCUGGCGCAGCUGCGACUCUGCGCCGAGUACGGCCGGCUGAUGCGGCUCGUCAUGCUCGUGCGCGACUGGGCGUUCCCGGACGACGCGCCGUACGGCCCCGACGGCGGACGCCAGGUGCUCGAGCACUGGCUGCAGGACGACUGUGGCGACGGACCGGGUCUGGCUGCAGCCGUCCAAGGGCUGGAGUGUUUCCUGCUGCCGCACCCGGGCUCGGCGACGGCCGGCGCCGCCCGGCUGGAGCCCGAGUUUCGUUGCCAGCUGCGCCGGCUGACGUCCGAACGGCUGGUCGUCGCCCUCGACGAGCAGCUGCAGCGCUCUCGACAACUGAACCAGCAGCAGCGGGCCUUAUCGCGAGCACUGGCCGGCCCCUCGCCGGAGCUGUCCGGCUGGCUGUCGGAGCAGCUGGGGCGACGGCUGGAGGAAGCACGACAGCAGCAAGAGCUGCAGCGGGCGCAGGAGGCAGCACAGCACGGCACAGCGCGCCGUCUGGAGAGGAUCGCUGGCGGGUGCUGGGAGCAGGUGGGCGUCGGUGCGCUGGCCGGCCUGCCGUGA